This is a messenger RNA of Phaeodactylum tricornutum CCAP 1055/1, 1383 nucleotides long. RefSeq lists its product with no specific name. Gene Ontology annotation, cellular component: aminoacyl-tRNA synthetase multienzyme complex; cytosol; cytoplasm. The record is from RefSeq and is a predicted model, not a curated record. NCBI's taxonomy places the organism in Eukaryota, Bacillariophyta, Bacillariophyceae, Surirellales, Neidiaceae. The coding region runs from base 1 to 1383 and encodes 460 amino acids. The transcript is spliced from 2 exons. Gene Ontology annotation, molecular function: ATP binding; RNA binding; aspartate-tRNA ligase activity. Gene Ontology annotation, biological process: aspartyl-tRNA aminoacylation.
AUGGUCCCCGUCGCCGAACUCGGUCGCCAGUACCAAUCCGGAGACCGCGUCUGGCUGCGGGGACGACUACAGUCCAUCCGGGGCAAGGGAAAAUCGUGGUUUCUCGUACUGCGACAAAACUCAUUCGAUACCGUACAGGCAUGUUACUUCAAAAAUGUCGACGAUGCGGAAGCCUCGCAAAAAAUGAUACGUUACUUGAAAACGCUCACGGCCGAAAGUGUCGUUGAUCUCGAAGGGACCUUGGUCGACGCGGACGUCAAAUCGUGUUCCGUCAAAAACGUCGAACUCAACAUUCACCGCAUCCACACCGUUUCCAAAGCCGACGCCAUCUUGCCAUUUGAGGUAGAGGAUGCCGCCCGUAGUGAGCAAGAAGUCGAGGCCUCGCAGAACACCGAACGUCCCUUUCCCCGUUUGGGGCAGGAACUCCGUCUCGAUCACCGUUGGAUGGAUUUGCGCGCGCCGGCCAACAACGCCAUUAUGCGCAUACAGUCCGCCGUGUGUCAACUUUUCGGCUUUUGCGAAAUACACACACCCAAGCUAAUUGCCGGCGAAAGUGAAAGCGGCGCCGGCGUCUUUACCACGGACUAUUUCGGAACCACGGCCUGUUUGGCCCAGUCACCACAGCUCUACAAACAAAUGGCCAUUGCGUCCGAUCUACCACGCGUCUUUGAAAUUGGACCCGUCUUUCGCGCCGAAAAUUCCAAUACCCGCCGUCAUCUCUGCGAGUUUACCGGACUCGAUCUGGAAAUGGCCAUUGACGACCACUACUUGGAAACCUUGGAGGUUGUUCACGAACUCUUUAAACAUAUUUUUACCGGCCUCGAAUCGCGUUGGGCGAAGGAAUUGAACAUUAUUCGGGAACAGUACGAUUCCGAACCCGUCGCUUUUACGCCAGAUCCGUGCGUGUUACACUGGCCCGAAGCCCUGGAAAUCCUUCAAAACGAAGGAUUCGAUAUUGCUGACGGUAUGCAGGAUAUGAACGGUGCCAUGGAACUCGCGUUAGGUAGGGUGGUCAAGGAAAAGUACGGCACUGACUUUUUCAUGCUGGAUAAGUACCCGUCCUCCAUUCGGCCUUUCUAUACCAUGCCCGACCCUGAAGAUUCCAGAUACUCGAAUUCGUACGAUAUUUUUAUUCGGGGACAAGAAAUAUGCUCCGGAGCCCAGCGGUGUCACGAUCCGGAUCUGGUCGAGAAAAUUUUGCAAGAGAAAGGCAUUGAAGUCGGUGACGGUCUCAAAUCCUACAUUGAGUCCUUUCGUCACGGGGUCAGUCCCCACGCGGGUGCUGGGAUCGGUCUGGAGCGCGUCGUCUUUUUGUACCUCGGCCUCGACAAUGUUCGUAAAGCCUCCAUGUUUCCGCGCGAUCCCAACCGAUGCACACCCUAA